Molecule: messenger RNA, 2577 nt
Organism: Closterium sp. NIES-67
Lineage: Eukaryota; Viridiplantae; Streptophyta; Zygnematophyceae; Desmidiales; Closteriaceae
Source: the annotation of a GenBank genome assembly
GGGCUGGCAUAAAGCCACGCUGUAGUGAGAAAACCAGGCAGCCAAAUCCACGCUAGUGAAGGAGGUGGACUAACGGACUCUCAGACGUCUCGAAAAAGCAACUAGAGCCUUUUCACCCUCGGUCUGCGCAUUGGGGCGCUCGAAUCAUUCGGCAAAACUUCCUAUCGCCAAGCACCAUCGUCGUCGAUCUUUCGAAGCGCGUCAGAUCCCGGCUCGUACGGGGAAGAACCCAAUUUUGCGCCAUCAUUGUCGCGGGAAUCCUCGAUUUCGUUUUAAGGCGUCUCGAAACUAGAUAAUUGUCGCCGAAUCUGCCUUUACCUGGUCGACGCAUCACCUUCGCCACCAGUCAUGGCAACUAUGCACAACGACAGAGAUCCUAGUAACGAGGAUAGAUUCUUCACGCAGAGGCGAACCGUGCUCGCCUUCCUCGAUUUCCUCCGCACAGCCUCUCUCCCCCCCACAGUCGACUCAGACGCCCUAGAGGUUGCCGCAGACUGCCUCUCCGAAGCUUUUGGGGUCAGCCCACAGAACCCGGACGACCUUGAGAAGUUCUCAAUUCUGCCCGGAACACUGUUGCAGCUCAUUCAGGAUAGCACGCCAGGUUCUCUCAUUGGCCAUGGUCCUUCAACCGUGGCUGCCCGCCCAGACGGGCAGCCAGGAGAAAUGUCUCGAGCUGCCCCGCCGCCGGAACCUAUGGAUGAAGGGAAUAAGGAUGACACCGGGCCUCGAGCAACAGGCUCGGCAGACAGGCCUGGGGAAGGUUCGGUUGCAGCAGCUGGAGCAGAUUCUAGUUCAGGAUCAGGGGCGGAAACAGGAGCAGGGGAGGAUGUGGCGAUGAAAGAAGCAGCUGACGGGCCGGCUGAGGCGGAAAAGCCAGGCACAGCGGGAGAAGGGGAAACAACGCAAGGAAUGGACGCCGCAAGUGUCGAUGGGGAGGAGACGAAGAGAGGAGAAGCGGAGGAGAGGGGGGGAGAGGCGGAGAAGAGGGGGAGAGAGGAGGCGGAGAACAAAGAGGAGGAUGGGGGGGAGGCGGUGGAUUUGGAUCAAAAGCUGCAGGAGUUUUUGGAGGGUUUGGAGAGUGCGAACUACUAUGCGGGGACGGAGGCAGGGAGCGAGGCGUACCUGGAGAGACGGAGGCAGGCCACGGCGAUAUUCCACCAAUGCGUGCAGCAACAGAGCGAGCAACAGCAAGAGCAGAAAGAGCAAGAGCGAGAGCAGAAGGAAGAAGAGGAUGGCAAGGAUCGAAAGGAGAGCAAGGGAAAGGCGAAGGAGCAGGAAGGGCAAGAUGUUUCGGCUGCUGCCACUGCUGAUGCUGCCGCUGCCGUGGGUGUUGGGUCCGGGAGCAGCAGUGCAGGCACCACGAGUGCUGCGGGUGCUGCUGCCAGUGGUGGUGCUGCUGCUACGGAGACUGCUGGGAGUGGGGCAGCAGCAGUGGUGACAGAGGAGGACAGGAAGAGAGCAGACGAGCUGAAGGCUCAAGGCAAUGCCGCCAUGUCAGCCAAGCAGUACGAGGAGGCUCUGACUCUCUACUCCAAGGCGAUCUCCCUUUGUGGCGGCACCAACGCAAUUUAUUAUGCCAACAGGGCUGCGGCACAGCAUCAGCUGGGGAACUACAUGGCAGCAGCGGAGGACAGCAAGAGAGCCAUAGCAGUUGACCCAAGCUACAGCAAGGCGUACAGCCGCCUGGGCCAUGCGUACAAGGCUCUGGGGAGGCACCACGAGGCGAUAGAAGAGGGGUUCAAGAAAGCUUUGCAGCUCGACCCGUCGAAUGCAACGCACAAAGAGAACCUCAAGGCUGCCAAGAGGAGGCUUGACGAGCAAAGGCGGAGCUCCUGCUGCUCGCACCAUGAUCACGGCCACCAGCACUACCAUGAUGCCCACCCACAGCACCACCACCAUGCACCCCCUCCCCCCUUCGCUUUCCCCACUGGCAUUCCUUUCGGGGGCUUCCCCAUGCCUGGAAUGGGCAUGCCUGGGGUGGGUAUACCUGGUAUGGGCAUGCCGGGGGCCGGCGUACCUGGUAUGGGCAUGCCGGGGGCAGGCGUACCUGGUAUGGGCAUACCUGGUAUGGGUAUGCCCGGUGCAGAUAUGCCUGGUGGUGCGGCCCCCUCGGCCUCCCAAACCUUCACCCCAGGCUCGGCACCAGGCCAGGCGACAUACAAUAUCUCCCUGGACAAUCUUCCGCUUGACCCCAGCAGCAUUUCGGGCGUGCUGGGUGCGAUUCAGAACCUGGUCGGGGGAUUCAAUGUGGCGCAGCAGCCGCAGCAGCCACAGCAGCAGCCACCACCUGCGUAACAAUUUAUGAGUACUGUGUUGUAUGCUUGACCCUCCUCGUUUUCGCUACCCUGGGAAUCUUAGGUCUGCUCUCGAUUGGCCCCUGAAAGGAAUUUUGAGCCAAUUGGCUUCUUACCAUUGGAAAUGUAAGUAAUCCGUGGACUGGACAUUCUAUCUAUUGUGAGAGAGAAGUGUUGACUAGGGCAAGACAGUUUCAGAGAAGAGAAUGUAUCUGAGUGUUGUUUAGUAGACUACAUAGGGUCAUGCCAUAGAGAGUACAACCCACUAGCUACAUACCCCUGU